GCGAGCCUGAGGGAGGCCGCGCGGGCCCGGGAGCUGCAGGACUCGUGUUUGCUGGGCGUGGGCUAACGGUUACUGGCGCUAGCCGGCUCCGUGCGGCCCACGCGCGCCGUCGCGCCCAAGGAGUAGGCGCAGCGCCGGCCUUUCCGUGGGGGCAGCCUGUACAUUGUGAUUGCGCCUUUCCCCGUGCCGGGCGAGGUGAGGAGGCGGUGGCCGGGCCCGAGGAGGAGGGAGGGGACGGAGCGUGAUAGCCCUGGGCGCCGCCCCUUCGGCGCCUCAGGUCCGCGGCCCGGCGACCCGGAGGCACGGGGGUCGGGCCGCGGGGAAGACGGCGCGCGUGCCCCUCCUUGGAGAGAGCGGAGCCACCUGGGCCGACGGCGCUUUUGGGAUUCCCUGAAAGGCAGGAAGGAGGGCGGGACGGGGACAGCGAGCCCGAUGUGGACCCGCCCGUAUCUCUCCUAGUUAGAAAUAGUCCUUGGCGAAGAUGGAAGGGGAGAAGCGGCCGGCGCCCUACGAGGGCCUGUUUGCCGACGGGCACCUGGUCCUGUGGACUCUGUGCUCGGUGCUGCUGCCCGUGUUCAUCACCUUCUGGUGCAGCCUCCAGCGGUCGCGCCGGCAGCUGCACCGCAGGGACAUCUUCCGCAAGAGCAAGCAUGGGUGGCGCGACACGGACCUGUUCAGCCAUCCCACCUACUGCUGCGUGUGCGCGCAGCACAUCCUGCAGGGCGCCUUCUGCGACUGCUGCGGGCUGCGCGUGGACGAGGGCUGCCUCAAGAAGGCCGAUAAGCGCUUCCACUGCAAGGAGAUCAUGCUCAAGAAUGACAGCAAGGCCCUGGACGCCAUGCACCACCACUGGAUCCGGGGCAACGUGCCCCUGUGCAGUUACUGUGUGGUUUGCAAGCAGCAAUGCGGCAGUCAACCCAAGCUCUGCGAUUACAGGUGCAUUUGGUGUCAGAAAACAGUACAUGAUGAGUGUAUGAAAAAUAGCUUAAAGAAUGAACAGUGUGAUUUUGGAGAAUUCAGAAACCUCAUCAUUCCACCAAGUUAUUUAACCUCCAUUAAUCAGAUGCGUAAAGACAAAAAAACAGAUUACGCAAUGCUAGCGUCUAAGCUUGGAAAGCAGUGGACUCCAUUAAUAAUUCUGGCCAACUCUCGUAGUGGAACUAAUAUGGGAGAAGGACUGCUGGGAGAAUUCAGGAUCCUCCUAAAUCCCGUACAGGUUUUUGAUGUUACUAAAACUCCUCCUGUCAAAGCCCUGCAACUUUGUACUCUUCUUCCCUAUUACUCAGCUCGAGUCCUUGUUUGUGGAGGGGAUGGGACUGUGGGCUGGGUCCUGGAUGCAGUUGAUGAAAUGAAGAUUAAGGGACAAGAGAAAUACAUUCCACAAGUUGCAGUCUUGCCUCUGGGAACGGGCAACGAUCUAUCUAAUACCUUGGGUUGGGGUACAGGCUAUGCGGGAGAAAUCCCAGUCACACAAGUCUUAAGAAACGUGAUGGAAGCAGAUGGAGUUAAACUAGAUAGAUGGAAAGUUCAAGUAACAAAUAAAGGAUACUACAACUUAAGAAAACUCAAGGAAUUCACAAUGAACAACUAUUUUUCUGUUGGACCUGAUGCUCUUAUGGCCCUCAAUUUUCAUGCUCAUCGUGAGAAGGCACCAUCUCUGUUUUCUAGCAGAAUUCUUAAUAAGGCUGUUUACUUAUUUUAUGGAACCAAAGACUGUUUAGUGCAAGAAUGUAAAGAUUUGAAUAAAAAAGUUGAGAGCUGGAUGGUGAGCGAGUAGAACUGCCGAAUUUGGAAGGUAUUAUCGUUCUGAACAUUGGCUACUGGGGCGGUGGCUGCAGACUGUGGGAAGGGAUGGGAGAUGAGAC
Messenger RNA from Balaenoptera acutorostrata (minke whale), 1865 nucleotides. It is a transcript of the gene DGKE, whose product is annotated as diacylglycerol kinase epsilon. The transcript has 9 exons. The record is from RefSeq and is a predicted model, not a curated record. Lineage: Eukaryota; Metazoa; Chordata; Mammalia; Artiodactyla; Balaenopteridae. The coding region runs from base 482 to 1777 and encodes 431 amino acids. Gene Ontology annotation, molecular function: ATP-dependent diacylglycerol kinase activity.